AGUUUAGGGGUAAAAAUACUAAUUUUUAAGGGUAAAGAUAAAAGAACCUAACAGAAGUAGCAUAACUAUGUAACUGUUAUAUUAUAGAGAGAAUUUUUAACAAGUCAUAUAUUUUAGAAGGCAAAAUUAAGUAGUGUCGAAAGUUUAAGAGGUAAAAAUAGUAAUUAUUCUAAUUUAUAAUAUUCCUCUAUGUCCCCUAAAUUUUGAAUAAUUACUAAAUGAACAAAUAAAGCUGACUAGGGAAGUGAAAAAUGUGCGAGAAACAAGUCAUAUAUGGUGUUUGGGGGUUAAAGUAGUAUUUUCCCACUCUUUCCCGCGCACUUUCUUUCACGCUCCUCUGCAACUCUCCCUUCAAUCGUCUGAUGAAGAUGAAUGUGCAUGCUCGCUUGCUUUUAUUGAUAGGGAUUUUCUCACUUCUAAUGACCUUUACAAUCACAAACCCUAGACGUCAUCCUGAGCAAGACAACCCCUCUUUUCUUACCUCUACUCUUUCUUCUUCCUCUGUUUCCAUGGCUUCUCUUCAAGAUUCCUUCUCAGACCACGGCAGCACUAAGGAUCUUCAGUACGAUUUCUAUCGUGAUUCCUGCCCUGAUGCUCAGCAGAUUGUACGUUCGAAAAUGGUCGACGCUUACUCCCAACAAAAGGAUAUCUCUGCAGCUCUGCUUCGCCUUUUCUUCCACGACUGCUUCGUUCACGGAUGUGAUGCUUCAGUCCUUUUGGAUGACAGUCAUGGUAAUAGAAGUUUCUCAAUCGAGAAGCAGGCUGUGCCUAACAAAAGCUUGAGAGGAUUUGACAUUAUUGAUAGGAUAAAGGAGGAAAUAGAACGAGUUUGCCCCGGGAUUGUCUCUUGUGCAGAUAUAAUCUCUCUUGCCACUAGAGAUGGGAUUAUCCUUGCUGGUGGCCCCUUUUAUCCAGUUUUUACAGGUCGAAGAGACAGCAUUCGAUCUUAUUAUGAGGACGUAUUGAAUGAAAUUCCAAACCCUGAUGAUACUAUCACUCGAAUACUUCAUCUCUUUUUACUGAAAGGUUUUAAUGAAAGAGAGACAGUUAGUCUUUUAGGAGGGCACAACAUUGGAAAGAUGAGCUGCGAGUUCAUUCAAAAUCGUCUCUAUAACUUUAAUGGUACAGGGAAGCCAGACCCCACUAUAGCUGCUAAUUUCCUUAACAAGAUAAGAGUAAAAUGUCAAGGAGAUAAUAACAGCCGAGUUAGAAAUGGAUUAUUUGAAAGCAUGGACUCAGGAGCUUCUAACAUUCAGGAAUUAGCAUCUUCACUGCCAUCUGGUGAAGGUUUUGACACGCACUACUAUGAGAAUCUAAUGAUGGGACAAGGGCUACUCUUUGCUGACCAACAAUUGAUGGCUGAAGAGAAGACUGCUAGACUGGUUAGAGCUUAUGCUUCAGAUGAUGGAUCUACCUUCAGACUAGACUUUGCCGCAGCUAUGGUGAAGAUGUCAAACCUUGGUGUUCUCACUGGCUCUCAAGGUGAGGUAAGACUGAACUGCUCUUUGUCUCUGUUUAGUUCUAAGUGACAAGUCAUGUGUACAUUGAAUUUAGCCGAAGCCAUGGUAAUGAUGUCUUUCUUAGUGGAAGUUAUGUGUAUCUUUCCUUUUGUCAUAUUGGAUUGAUUACAUAGGCAAUAAAGAGUUGCCCUGUAUUAUGAUUGUAAGAGCUGCAAAGGUGUAAUGGUUUUGCUGGUCUUUAUUCUUAGUUUGCUUAAAGAUGCAGCUGAUUUGCUAUACUGCAUGGAUUCUGUAAUGUUGUCAAAUUUGAUAGCUCAAAAAAUUAUUCAACUUUACCAAACAAUUUAAA
This is a messenger RNA of Cannabis sativa, 1809 nucleotides long. Its product is annotated as putative Peroxidase 48. Gene Ontology annotation, molecular function: heme binding; peroxidase activity. NCBI's taxonomy places the organism in Eukaryota, Viridiplantae, Streptophyta, Magnoliopsida, Rosales, Cannabaceae. The transcript has 4 exons. Gene Ontology annotation, biological process: hydrogen peroxide catabolic process; response to oxidative stress. The coding region runs from base 363 to 1529 and encodes 388 amino acids. The record is from RefSeq and is a predicted model, not a curated record.